GUGAGGUGAGCGAUACGCGGCCGCGACUCGCGAGUGUACGUCGCGUCUAUAGUACAGUGCUGAGGACGUUAGCCCGCGAUCGUUCGCCGCAGCGGACGUCUCGUCACGCUCGCACAAUCGUUCCACAACCGUGGCAGGUGUCAGUGUCGUCAUGUCCAAACCGUGAAACAGUUCUUCGUGUGUGCUUCACUGUUACUUCCUUCCUUUUCGGAUAUCGGAUUGUUCUUCGUGUUUCCAGUAUGGGCGAAUCAAUGCUGAAAGAAGAUCCCCUCUCGAGGAUCCAGAGAGAAAUUAUAGAAGUGACGGAGAGGGAGAAAGAAUUUAAAGAAGGUCACUUUAGAAUAAACAGACUGCUAUCAGAAUCUACCAUAGAUGUUAACCACCAAAACGGCCACGUCAAUGGGGACGUUGAAAAUAAAUCGCCAAGGACUCUGAAUAGAGCGGUAUCUACCUCCCAUCUCUUGGGUCCUAUAGGACCCCCGACACCACCGGUAACUUCCAUCUUUACCACUAAUGGUUACACGAGGCGGUUUACACCGCAGACUGGCACCAAAGGCAUCAUGCAGCGGUUUAUUGCCAAUAAAGGUAAAAUGCCGGUCAGCUCUCCCGUAAUACCGACGACGCCGACUGUCAACAGAACGUCACCAGUUUUCAUUAAUCCCGUACCUAUUACUCCAAUUAUAUCUCCAGCAAUACCUCCAGUUGCUAUAACACGAACACCAGAAAAACCUAUUAGGAAAGGUUACGUGCCCGUCGAGGAGAAGAUUCAAAAAGAAUUGAAGGAAAUGAAGGACAGAGAACAUGAAUUAAAACGCAUGAGGAAGAAACAUAAACCUUUCGACCUCGAGUUGAGUGAUAACGAGACCAGUUCGGAAUCAGACGAUGACGACAUUCCGUUGCCAGGUAAACUUAAAGCAACAAAGUCGAUAGGAGAGCUGUAUGAAGCACUCAACGAGGAGGUACGAUCACCAUCACCGUCGAGGAAUAGCUCGGGCCAUGAUUCUUUAGGCAGUCUGAAGCCGGCGAAAUCGUUGGCCGAACUCUGCGACAUCGAGCCGGGUCAAGAAUUCCUCGCUCCUAGUUCCACGCGCCUUAUCGCGCAGUGGGAGUCGAUUAUUCAACAAAAGCAAGAGGCCGGAGCGGCUUAAAUAGUAUGUGUUUAAAAUAGAAGGCUUGUGGGUUAAAUUGUGUUAUUUAGGCGUGUAACGCCAAAUAAGUUUCUGUGGACGAUUACCAACAUGGUUAUCAACAUUAUGCAUCAGUUACGAAGUGUAUCGAGUGCAAGGCCGAAUAAGUGUCGCCGUAUUCGGUAUGUUACGUGAGAAAUACGAUAUUUGUGGUAGGUAGGUAGCUAAUGUAGUAGAUGUAGGCUGCAAAGUGAGUGCACCCUCGGCUCGUUUUACAGACUGUCACACCCGAAACAUCUGCGUAGUAUCGUUGCGCAAACGUUGAAAUUAAUCGAACGCCUCGGCGCGCUAGGUUUUACCGAUCGAUUUCUUUCGUCGGCUGAUCGGUUGUGGAGCAAUUAAUUUUCUCCAGAUUGUGAACAAUGCAAAUGAUGGUUAUCCGUAACAGCAAUUAUCUUGUGCAUGCACGCUGUUGGAAAGCGGUCGAUACAUGAUGCGAACUCGUCUCCCAAGUGUGAGUAAAAUAGUUUCUUCCUAUUGUUUAGCGCGUACUCUACGCUACUGAAAAACUGUUUUAUUUUUUUAUUUUAUGGGAGCGCCGCUUUCCCGAAGCAAUACGGCACUGAGCGGGCCCGUGCAUAUCACACUUAUUAUGUUAUUGCAAAAAUGUAGCUUUUUCUCGGUAUUGUGAGAAAAUGCACAAUAUUCAAUAUUAGAGUACAAAAAAGAGAUAAAGGAAUCGACAUCAGCGCUCACUGCCGUGUUGUAGUAUGAUCACAAUCGUGUCACGUACAGUUUCUGCCUUCCCUAUGACUAGCGAGGGUUUACUAUAAGGCCAUGAACUUACUUUGCUGUUCUGUUGUUGUUUUUCACUGUGCCUAUUAUAUACGAAGACGGUUAUGUAAUAUAUUCUAUAUAAAUAGACACAUUAUGUUAAAUCAAGGGUCGUGAUUUGAAUUUAGAGCAUUUAUAUUCGAGUAUGUAUUCACAGUACACUUUCCUUCAUAGGUAGCGUUUUACGCCUCGUGACUAAUGUUUAUAAAUACGCAAGUAAUAAAAUUAAUUUCUAUCCUAAAUAAUACUUUCACGUAAUGUUUAUGUAAUUAGCUAUUCACUGUGAUGAAUGUUGAAUGAUAUAAUCGUGGAACGCUGCGCGUUAGGGCAGGGUGCUGGAAAGGUUUACCUCGCUGGAUUCGGAUCUUAAAGGUGAUAAUCAUGUACUUAACGAUUGUACUUCAAUUGUGAAUAAAAGUGGCAACUAUGCAAGUAUAGAUGUAUCAGCUAACACUACACAUGUCAAACGAAUUGUGCCUUUUCUUAGAUUUGUACCUACAUUUAGAAAUUAGCAAAAUAAUGACAAAUAUAUAUGGUAUAUAUAAAGAUGUUACUCAUUACAACAAUCGUUUGUCAUGAACUGUUUUUGAUAGUGAAUGCGUUCCACCACUUACGUAUCGUAAUAAUAUAUUAGUCAAAUUAAUUUAAUAUUAAAUAGAGAUAGAGAAAUUUUUACAUUAAUUAUUGAGAUUGAUAGUGUUAAUUGUUGCAAUAUUUUUUACCUACGUGUUUAAGUUUGUUUUUAUCUAAAAGUGCCAGGAGGUUCGUAAAAUUUAACUAAUUUAUUUUGAUGGGACUUAACGUACCGGGGCAGGGACUGAGUAACAUUCCUAUUUACUUACAUAUUAUAUUAUACAUAUACAUGUUUGCCUAAUGUAUUACAUACUUUCAAAUAAAUAUUGUGAUAUGAAUUUGCCUUAAAAUAUUGUUAUGUAACAUUUUGUAAUAUUUAAAAUGGAAAUCUAUAUAUAUUAUAUCUAUAUUAUGUACUUAGAAUACAGGAGUUUACUUACUGUAUGCCGAUGCCUAGUAAAUGAGAUGUUAAAUUAUUUAAGAUUUACGCAAUAAAUGAAAUACAAUCAGAUUUGAGUA
Molecule: messenger RNA, 3053 nt
Organism: Galleria mellonella (greater wax moth)
Lineage: Eukaryota; Metazoa; Arthropoda; Insecta; Lepidoptera; Pyralidae
Gene: mdu
Exons: 2
Coding region: 240-1148 (302 amino acids)
Source: RefSeq, a predicted model, not a curated record